Adineta steineri is the source of this 720-nucleotide messenger RNA. The record is from the annotation of a GenBank genome assembly. NCBI's taxonomy places the organism in Eukaryota, Metazoa, Rotifera, Eurotatoria, Adinetida, Adinetidae.
AUGUUUAUACUUAUUACAUUUAUUAUAUUGAUUAUUUUACUAGUUUUAUUACAUCAAAAUUAUAAUAAAUAUGCACAUGGUUUAAGAGAAAGACCAUCUUAUUUCUUAUGGCUCUGUACACGUUUUCUUGAUUAUAAAGGUUGGACAACAGAACAAUAUUGUCUUAAUACAAAUGAUUUGAAAUCAACUGAUCAAUCAGGAUAUUUAACUGAUAAAGAUAUUCCAACACGCAAUCAAUCAAGACCAAAAAUGUUACGUGCCUUACCACAUCGUCAAUUAACUCAACAUGCACCAGAUGAUAUUAUGUAUGAAAUGCACAAACAUAUGGAAUCAAUAUCAAUACCAAAAUACGGUGGACAAACUAUAAAUAAUGAACUUCUAUUACGUGGUAGUUCAAUUAAUGAAUAUACUGGUGCUGAUGCUUUAUUUUUACCAAAUGCUGAUGAAAAAACACUAGGACAUGGUGAAUUGGCACAUUUACAUUCAAAUGAUGGAUCAUUUCAUAUGAUACUUCAUCCAUCUGAUGCUAAAUUAUUAAUUGAUAAACAAUGGGCAGAAAGAUUUCCAUUACACGGAGUCAAUUUCUUGAACAGAAUUCAAGUUCCUGAAUCAUUUAUAUUACUUUAUGCACCACAAAAUGAAAAUGAAGUUAAAAUGUGGAAAACAAUUUUAAAUGCUGCUAUUGAUUAUAAUCGAGAUAUGCGUAAACAUAAACAUUAA